CCAUGAAACUUCUAUCACUGCUACUAUUGUGUGUUUUUAUAGCUAAGUCCCACACUGCCACAGACUACGAAGAUGAGGAGUUCCCUGGCGCAGUUCCGCCUUCAGUGGGUGCCCGCGGUCAUCGACCCCUUGACAAGAACAGGGAAACGGCUCCCAGCCUGAGGCCUGCCCCACCUCCCAUUAGUGGAGGUGGCUAUCGGGCCCGUCCAGCCAAAGUAGCUGCCGGCCAAAAGAAAGUGGAAAGGAAAGCCCCCGAUGCAGGGGGCUGCCUUCAUGCCGAUCCAGAUCUGGGAGUACUGUGUCCUACUGGAUGUCAGUUACAAGAUACUUUGGUAAAACAGGAAAGACCAGUUAGAAACAGUGUUAAUGAGCUACAUAACGAUGUGGAGUCUGUCUCCCAGACCACUUCUUCCACCUACCGGUACAUUACUCUGCUAAAAGACAUGUGGAGAAACAGGCAGAAGCAAGGAAAAGAUAAUGAAAAUGUAGUUAAUGAAUACACCUUAGAGUUAGAAAAGCACCAAUUGUAUAUAGACGAGACUGUGAAUAGUAAUGUUCCAACUAACCUCCGUGUGCUCCGUUCAAUCCUGGAAAACCUGAGAAGCAAAAUACAAAAGUUGGAAUCGGAUGUCUCAGCUCAGAUGGAAUACUGUCGCACACCGUGCACUGUCAGCUGCAACAUUCCCGUGGUGUCUGGCAAAGAAUGUGAGGAAAUUAUCAGGAAAGGAGGUGAAACGUCUGAAAUGUAUCUCAUUCAGCCUGACAGUUCUAUCAAACCAUAUAGAGUAUACUGUGAUAUGAACACAGAAAAUGGAGGAUGGACAGUAAUUCAAAACCGUGAAGACGGUAGUGUCGACUUUGGCAGGAAAUGGGAUUCAUAUAAACAAGGAUUUGGAAAUAUUGCAGCCAAGGCAGAUGGCAAAAAUUUCUGUGGCCUACCAGGUGAGUAUUGGCUUGGAAAUGAUAAAAUUAGCCAGCUUACCAAAAUGGGACCCACAGAACUUUUGAUUGAAAUGGAAGACUGGAAAGGAGAUAAGGUGAAGGCCCUCUAUGGAGGAUUCACUGUGCAGAAUGAGGCCAACAAAUACCAACUCUCAGUGAGUAAGUAUAAAGGAACAGCUGGCAAUGCCCUCAUGGAUGGAGCUUCUCAGCUAGUGGGAGAGAACAGAACCAUGACCAUUCACAACGGCAUGUACUUCAGCACGUAUGACAGAGACAAUGAUGGCUGGAUAACUACAGAUCCAAACAAACGGUGUGCUAGAGAAGAUGGUGGUGGAUGGUGGUAUAAUAGAUGUCAUGCAGCCAAUCCAAAUGGCAGAUACUACUGGGGUGGAACUUACAGCUGGGACAUGGCAAAACACGGCACAGAUGAUGGAGUAGUUUGGAUGAACUGGAAGGGCUCAUGGUAUUCAAUGAAGAAGUUGUCUAUGAAGAUCAGACCCUUCUUCCCACAGCAAUAGUCCCCAAAACAUAGAUUUGUAUUCUAUAUGUGACAACAGUUUUGUACAUUAUUUUGUACAUUAUGUUAUUGGAGUUUUCUUUCAUGCAUUACAUCCCACAAAAACUGUCAAAAGAUUGUGAGUGUGACUUUUUGGAAAAGGUAUUUAGGAAAAAUGGUAUUAAAAAUAGUACAGAACUUUCUUUUGUAGUUUUCAUUUUCAUUGCUCACCAGGAAGAAACUAAAACUAAAAGGGUAAGUGUG
Loxodonta africana (African savanna elephant) is the source of this 1702-nucleotide messenger RNA. RefSeq names its product fibrinogen beta chain (gene FGB). The coding region runs from base 3 to 1460 and encodes 485 amino acids. The transcript has 9 exons. Gene Ontology annotation, biological process: protein polymerization; blood coagulation; platelet activation. Gene Ontology annotation, cellular component: fibrinogen complex. Gene Ontology annotation, molecular function: signaling receptor binding. The record is from RefSeq and is a predicted model, not a curated record. Lineage: Eukaryota; Metazoa; Chordata; Mammalia; Proboscidea; Elephantidae.